Molecule: messenger RNA, 1975 nt
Organism: Cloeon dipterum
Lineage: Eukaryota; Metazoa; Arthropoda; Insecta; Ephemeroptera; Baetidae
Product: proclotting enzyme-like
Exons: 9
Coding region: 143-1822 (559 amino acids)
Biological process (GO): proteolysis
Molecular function (GO): serine-type endopeptidase activity
Source: RefSeq, a predicted model, not a curated record
CCCUUGCGAGCCAGCCGCCGUGUCAGUGAAGUUCAGGUGCUCGUCUCGAUCGUUAGUGCUGCGCUCACCAAUUCCUCCGGAACGCGAAGGUCAUGGAAUAAGGAUUAAAGUGGGCAUUCCAGCGUCUCCACCUACCAUCAUCAUGCUGCUCAGGAAAGCAGAAGGUUCAGCAUGGAGUUUGAAAUUCAUCAUACCCGUCGUGGUGUUUCUUCUAGUCCCCAGUAUUGCUGCUCAAUAUCAAUUCGAACCCGCAGUUCGAUUCAACCAAUUCGGUCAACAAUACCAGCCAUGGCAGCCGGUGCAGACGUUCAGCCCGCCUCAACGGCAGCAGGUGUCCAGACAGGACGUCUCUAGUGAAAGUGGCGAAAACAAUGGACGGAAUUCAGGGGCGAUUGCCAAAAUCACUGAGACCCUUGGAGCAUUGAACACCUUGGGCCGAUACCUGGUGGGUAUGACGCGCAAGGGACCAGAGGAAGCGCCGAAUAAUAAUCGUCCGGAUCGAGACGUGGUGGCCGCGCAGCAGGUGCAACAGCAGCAGGCUAAACCACAGGGAGACCUGAACGGGGCUAUUUACACCCUGAGCAAGAACGUGCUAGGCCCAAACGUGACUGACACCUUGGCACCCCUCGUUCGCGGAGUGCAACUUCCGACAGUGGUGGUGCGUGACGGCGAGGAUGGAAAGCCAAAACCAACGAACGACCUGGAGACGCAGGAGAAGCAGGGCAUCCGCGAUAGGCCUUGUACCACCCCCAAGGGACAGCAGGGCAACUGCGAUGACCUGAGUGACUGCCCCUCGUUGCUGCUUGACCUCGGAAACCUGCGCCAGUCCAUCUGCUUCAAGUCGCUGUUCGUGCCUGGAGUCUGCUGCCCGCAGUCCGAAUCAGGCUUUUCAGACGCAGUGACUAGCAGACCAACAACCACCACCACGACCACGACCACUACUACCUACAGGCCUUUUAUCACCUCGACUCUCAGGCCGCCCUUCAUCAUCGCUCGGCCACCGUCUUUGGGAACAGACGUCUCUGCGGAAUCGACGAAUAGCAUUGCUAGAAACGAUUGUGGAAUUUCGGAAACAGCCAAGUUCCGCGUGGUCGGCGGAAGUGAGUCGUUGCCCGGUCGCUGGCCCUGGAUGGCAGCCAUCUUCCUUCACGGGUCAAAGAGGACCGAGUUUUGGUGUGGAGGCACCUUGAUGAACGAGAGAUACGUCCUCACGGCGGCCCAUUGCACCCGGGAUACAAGACAGAGGCCAUUCAGCGCACGGCAGUUCACCGUGCGACUGGGCGACGUGGACCUGGGCCGCGACGACGAGCCGUCGUUGCCGCAGACGUUCCAGGUGGCUGACGUGAAGGCGCAUCCCAAGUUCUCGCGAGUCGGCUUCUACAACGACAUCGCGCUGCUGAAGCUGGACGGAAGGGCGCAGCGCUCCAAGUACGUGUCGCUGAUCUGCCUGCCACCACCAGCGCUGCGCAGCGACACCUUCGUCGGCCAAAGGCCCACCGUGGUCGGCUGGGGCACCACCUACUACGGCGGCAAGGAGAGCACCGUCCAGCGACAGGUCGAUCUGCCGGUGUGGCGCAACGAGGACUGUGACAGCUCCUACUUCCAGCCCAUCACCUCCAGCUUUAUCUGCGCUGGAUACUCGGAGGGUGGCAAGGACGCCUGUCAGGGUGACUCCGGAGGCCCACUCAUGUUGCGAAGCAAUGGAAAGUGGACGCAGAUUGGAAUCGUCUCGUUUGGCAACAAAUGCGGAGAGCCAGGCUACCCCGGCGUCUACACCAGAGUGACAGAGUAUUUGGACUGGAUAGAACAAAACGCAGUUUGAGAGCGACGCGUGUGUACCAUUCAAAUUGAAAUAUACUGCAGCCAAAAUAGCUAAUAAGUUUUAUGUAUGAAGCUCACAAAUGAACUCUUUAAACUAACUUAAAUUAUUCUCUUGGAUAUAAUUGAUGUAAAUAAAUAUUUUAUUUUUAUUCAA